UCUAAUUGGAUGAUAAGUGGGUGCGUACUGUUGGAGACUGGAGCCAAAACGCUUGUGUUCCUUUUGGAGUCUAUUCUCGUCACGGUUCCAUCUCCAAUCCCAUUUGCUAUUGUACCUGCACCAAUAGCAGAGACCGAGGAGCGCGUUUUAACUCGGGUGGCAUUUUUUAUAUUCCAUCAUUACAAUCCUGGCGCAAGUUUGACGCAGUGAUCUCUGAGCUCUCUCUCUCUCUCUCUCUCUCUCUCUCUCAAGAUCAUCUUUUCCAGGUGUUUUUUUUUUCUCCUUAGAUUUGAUGUUUUGAUGGUGAUCCACUUCGGAAAAGUAAACCGGUGAUGGCAGACUCUGAUGCGCAAGAGACUCGCCAACCUGCAAAAGACUCGCCUUUCUCCAUCAAGAACCUGCUGAACAUUGAAGACAAACCCACAACAAUAAAGCAGCCCAAGAGCUUCCUGGGCUCGUCCAAAGGAGUGUUUGAAGGCAGCUUCUUCUCUCGACUCGGGGACUUGUCUUCUUUCCCAAGGUUUGAGCUGCAGCCCGCACAGAGAAUCGGACUAUCUGCGCAGUAUUUGGAGAGAGCGACUACAGCCUGGUGGUACCCAUACACACUAGGGACUCAUCUGAGGACUGCAGGUUCUGAGAAGGCCAGCCUAAGAGAAGCAUCACCAGCACCGGACAACAGACGCUCUCCGGAUCUCCAGAAGAGUUCAGACCAAGAUGCCAAAGAGGAAAGCGCCGACGAUGACAACAUCACCCUGGAUGAGAGUGACUCCGAGGAGCCAAAGAAAGAACUGGACCAAGAGGACGACCACUGGAGGAGGAAAACGGACAACGAGCAUGACUCCUCCGAGAGGAAGCCCGGCUGCAGGAAGAAGAAAACUCGCACGGUGUUCUCCAGGAGCCAGGUGUUCCAGCUCGAGUCCACCUUCGACAUCAAGCGCUACCUGAGCAGCUCGGAGCGCGCGGGCCUCGCGGCGUCGCUGCACCUGACGGAGACGCAGGUGAAGAUCUGGUUUCAGAACCGCAGGAAUAAGUGGAAGAGGCAGCUGGCCGCGGAGCUAGAGGCGGCCAACCUGAGCCACGCGGCGGCGCAGAGGAUUGUGAGGGUUCCGAUACUUUACCACGAAAACGGAGCUCCGGAGACCAGCGGGGGUCCAGCUGGGAACUCACCCGGGAAUCAGUCACUGCUGGCGGCUUUCCCUCACCACAUGUACUACUCCCACCCGGUGCCACUGCUGAGGCCGGUUUAACACUGGAUCUGUGGUGGCAGCUGUACAGAUGUUUUUAAAUGAGAGUGACCCUUAAGAAAAAAAACAAUAAAAUACAUUUUGUAUAUUUUGUAGAUUCAACGGACACAAUGUUAGGUCAUGUUAUUAUUAUUAUUAUUAUAAUUAUUUUUUUUAAUUAUUAUUAUUAUAGCCUAUGUAAUCAUCUUUUAUCCUGCUGAAGCGUUCUUGAGCAAGUACAUUUUACGCCUAUAAUUGGUGUUUUUGGAGGGACAAUCGAAAAUGAUUAGCCUUUUAGUAUUAUUAUUAUUAUUAUUAUUAUUAUAUUAUUAUUAUUAUUAUUAUUAUUAUUAUUAUUAUUAUCAUCGCCUAUGUAAUCAUUUUUAUCCUAAUUUUAAUCCGUUCUUGAGCAAGUCCAUUUUACGCCUACAAUUAGUGCUAUUGGAGGGACAAUCGAAUAUGAUUAGCCUUUUAUUAUUAUUAUUAUUAUUAUUAUUAUUAUUAUUAUUAUUAUUUUAUUUUAUUUUAUUUUAUUUUAUUUUUUUGUGAUCAAUUUCUUACUGGUAUUUAAGCAUAAUUAUAUACGAUGGGGUUGCAAAUUGAUAGAUCACCAUUAGAGUAAAAGAAUAUAAUCACAAAUGUCAAAAACAAACAAACAAACAGGAAGAAGAAAAAACAAAACAAACAACAAAAUUUGUUAUGCAAUUAUUAUUAUUAUCAUUAUUAUUAUUAUUAUUAUUAUCAUUAUCAUUAUUAUUAUUAUUGGUGAAAUUGCUACAUGCUCAAAGGUGGGUGAAUAUAAUUUAAUGUAUUCAAAUUGAAAAAAAUAACUUGUUUUGAUUGACUGUCCAUAUGUAUUUUACGGAGAUUUGUGUCAGUGUUUGUAGCAAAACAUGUGGGAUUUAAUAUUUUGAUAUUUUCCAAUAUUGUGCAAUAAUGUUGGCUUCACAUUAUAGGCUUACCAGCCUUACAGAAAAAAAAAAUCCCUUUUUCUCUUUGUAAUAGUGAAGACAAUCAUGUGAUCCUUAAAAAAAAUCCCCGAGAAACUGCAGGUGAAAAGCAUUUGUUUUUAUGACGCAAUGUUUUGCAGGUAAUUCAAAAGCCAUGCAAAGAGCCAAAAAUAGCCUCUGUUUUUGUGUGUUUUUUUUCUCUCUGAUAUUGUUAUUGAAAUUCUGUAUAUUAUAUGGUCUCAGUAAAGAUUUCGUUCCAAAA
Messenger RNA from Sebastes umbrosus (honeycomb rockfish), 2435 nucleotides. Its product is annotated as homeobox protein HMX3-B. The record is from RefSeq and is a predicted model, not a curated record. Gene Ontology annotation, cellular component: nucleus. Gene Ontology annotation, molecular function: RNA polymerase II transcription regulatory region sequence-specific DNA binding; DNA-binding transcription factor activity, RNA polymerase II-specific. The coding region runs from base 333 to 1247 and encodes 304 amino acids. The transcript is spliced from 2 exons. Lineage: Eukaryota; Metazoa; Chordata; Actinopteri; Perciformes; Sebastidae. Gene Ontology annotation, biological process: regulation of transcription by RNA polymerase II.